AUACAAUCACCACUUGAAUUGGCACUUCCUGGAGUCUUGUGCAAUCGGGUUUGGGUGGAACAGGAAGCAGCAGCCGGUAGCGCUGACAGUACGAUUUGUUUUGUGAAUAAUUGGCUGAAAUAGAUAUACAACAUGCCGGCUUACCACUCUGCUUUGAUGGAUCCCGACACCAAACUGGUGGGAAACAUGGCUAUGUUGCCCCUGAAAACGCAGUAUAAAGGCCCUGCCGCGAAAGAGACCAGAGAUACAGACAUAAUUGAAGAGGCCAUUUACUACUUCAAAGCCAACGUCUUUUUCAAGAACUACGAAAUCAAGAAUGAAGCAGACAGAACUUUGAUUUAUGUGACUUUGUACAUCUCAGAAUGCCUCAAAAAGCUGCAGAAGUGCAACUCCAAGGGCCAGGGGGAGAAGGAGAUGUACACUCUGGGCAUUACUAACUUCCCCAUCCCAGGAGAGCCUGGCUUCCCCCUCAACGCCAUGUAUUUGAAACCCACCAACAAACAGGAGGAGGAGACCAUGAGGAUGUACCUGCAGCAGAUCCGCCAGGAGACUGGGCUGAGGCUGUGCGAACGCGUUUUCGAUCCCCAGACGGACAAGCCCAGCAAGUGGUGGGUGUGCUUCGUGAAGAAGCAGUUCAUGAACAAGAGCCUGUCUGCCCCGGGUCAGUAGGCUGCUCCGCCGCAGCGGGGCUCCUGCGCGGGCUUCGGCUGCGAGACGCGCGCCUGUUCUGCGGCAUGCGGUCGCAUGCGCCCUGCAUGCGCCGACGCAGGGCACGCGGCUCGCGCUCGGCCACAUUCCGCAGCCGCAGCUCAGCAGAAGACCAGCCCCUGGGACCAGCGCAUUCCGCCAGCUUCUCUCGCCUCCAACGACCAGUUUUUUUAAAAUAAAGGUGCAUGCUUCAGGACCGGUUCCUCAGCUGCCUUUCAAAUGCAAACUUACUCAAUUCUGUCUGUCACCCCCCACCCCCCCACCCCCCCACCCCACUCUCCACAGGACCCCUAAAUGUAUUUAAAUGGCAUUUUUGUGUUUAUUACUGGUGAUUGUAAUUUCACGACAAUUUUUAAGAAAUAAAGACCAUUUUCCGUAUUAUAAGGUGGAA
Messenger RNA from Anguilla anguilla (European eel), 1099 nucleotides. RefSeq names its product actin related protein 2/3 complex, subunit 3 (gene arpc3). The transcript has 7 exons. The coding region runs from base 133 to 669 and encodes 178 amino acids. NCBI's taxonomy places the organism in Eukaryota, Metazoa, Chordata, Actinopteri, Anguilliformes, Anguillidae. The record is from RefSeq and is a predicted model, not a curated record. Gene Ontology annotation, cellular component: Arp2/3 protein complex; cytoskeleton. Gene Ontology annotation, biological process: Arp2/3 complex-mediated actin nucleation; regulation of actin filament polymerization. Gene Ontology annotation, molecular function: actin filament binding.